Colletotrichum navitas is the source of this 2057-nucleotide messenger RNA. RefSeq lists its product as uncharacterized. Lineage: Eukaryota; Fungi; Ascomycota; Sordariomycetes; Glomerellales; Glomerellaceae. Gene Ontology annotation, cellular component: nucleus. Bases 237 to 1751 code for a protein of 504 amino acids. The transcript has 8 exons. The record is from RefSeq and is a predicted model, not a curated record. Gene Ontology annotation, molecular function: RNA binding.
GUCCGUGAUGGAUGUAACCAGAGCGCCGCACAGACCAAGCCGCCAUAUUCUGGCCUAGCCAUUCGCAAGGCUCCACUUGUGUAGAGCUUCAAGCCUCGUAAAUUUUACCCAAAAUCUUUUGCUUCCCAUAAGCAUAUCCAUAGGCGCCUGUGUAUUUUCAGACGCACGCCGACAUCCAAUUUCAAUCUUCCGGUGACGGUUCCCUACAAAGCCACUGCCAUUUGUGCGCAGCCGCAAUGGACGAUACCGAGCGACGCUCUGCCAAGCGCUCGCGCUUCGACCAAACCGAACCCGAGCCGCGCAAGGCGUCGAGAUUCGAUCGCCGCUCCCGUUCGCCGCCUUCGAGGCGCUCGGAAUCGGCGAGAGAUCGUAGCCCUUUGGCAGAUGACGGCGCGCCUGAGCCGAAGAAGUCGCCCGUGGAUGCCGCUGCUGCGGCCGCCGCCGCGGCCGCUCGAAUCAACGCACAACUGCAGGCGAAGAAAGGCAUCCAGCAUGUCGAUGUUCCUCCGAUCAAAACCGCGACUCCCCCUAUCGGCGGUACGCAGUCGCCCGAUCCGGCCAACACGAUCAAUGGCGAGAUGUAUAUUGCCGAUGGCGACUACAUCAAAGACAUUGAAGUGAACGACCUUCGCAACCGAUACCUCCUGACCAAAGGAUCGACUCAGAAGAUGAUCAAAGAAGAGACCGGUGCUGAUGUUACUACCCGAGGAAACUAUUAUCCCGACAAGAGCAUGGCUACCGCUGCGAAUCCGCCCCUGUACCUACACGUCACGAGCACAUCGAAGAAGGGCCUUGAGCAGGCUGUUGCUAAGAUAGAAGAACUCAUGAAACAGGAGCUCCCCGCGCUGGUCGACGAGCGUCGUUUCCGUCGCCGCGAUCAAGAGCAAGUCGAGAGAGAUGAAUACGGCCGACGCAAAUGGCCCGAGGAGAAGAUCCCCAUCGGCUUGGAAUCCGUCCCGGGAUUCAACCUUCGUGCCCAGGUCGUUGGUCAUGGAGGUGCCUACGUCAAGCACAUCCAGCAGGAAACUCAAUGCCGUGUCCAAAUCAAGGGACGUGGUUCCGGAUACCUGGAGGCGGCUACCAACCAAGAGAGCGACGAAGAUAUGUUCCUUCACGUUGCUGGUCCUGAUCCUAAGAUGGUUGAGAAGGCCAAAGAGCUUUGUGAGGACUUGAUUGCCAACGUCAAGGAGCAAUACGAGGAGUUCAAGAGCAGACCGCCUCGUAGCUACGGCGGCGGUGGUGGCUAUGGCGAUCGGUCCCGCAGCCACGAUGGUGGCCACGGCGGCGGCCACGGUGGUUACCAAGGCCACGGCGGCCAUGGCGGUGGCGGCUACAGCUCUGGACACGGAGGUCAUGGUGCUCAAGGUGGCCACGGAGGCCACGGCGGCUAUGGCGGUCACAGUGCUGCUCAAUCGGCGAGCCCGGCUCCUCCCGGUGGUUCUAACAGCCCCGCUGCCGGAGCCGACUACGCUGCCCAGUAUGCACAGUACUACGGCGGACAGGACCCGUACGCUGCCUACGGUGGUUACGCUGCUUACGUUCAGAUGUACCAGCAGUACUAUGCCGCUGCGCAAGCACAGCAGCAGGGCUCACCCGCACCCCCUGGGACGUCUGCAUCCCCCCCUCCUCCGCCGCCUAGUGAGGCCGCGCCGCCACCACCUCCUCCGAGCUCUGCUCCCCCGCCACCCCCAUCGGGCUCACCUCCCGGCACCGGAGCAUAUGGCUCAGUGCCACCCCCGCCCGGUCUUUAGAGAGAACUUGCGAAAAUUCUAGCCGUUAUUACAUGAUAACUUGGUGAGGAGAAGAGGUUGUGGAGGUGUACUGGAGAACGCAUGAGACGUCGCAGAUGACGGUCAUGGACAUGGUGGAACUGAGGAGCGACUGUGGUUGUACAUGAUUAAACAUAGUAAUACGAGCUUACUCAAGGCCUUAGACAUUGCAUCCGAUCGCAGGUUUAGCAAGGUUGCUGCUGUAUUAUGCCGAGCGUGAAACUCUACAGCACGAUUCGUUUGCGUACCUUGUCUGGAGUCUGUCACCUGUUCGCGACGCAAAAAGGG